GAGCGACCCACCUUGCCCAAAGGGCACCAGGCCGAGACUGGCUCUGCUUGCCACAGCGCCCUCUAUAAAUACCCCGCCGUGCUGACAACAAGCAGCGCGUCUUCCAAGCUCGCCUGCGGGGGUGUGUCACAGCGCCCCCUGCUGACCCUUCCCCGCCAUAACAAGCUGAGCUCCCUCUCUCUGACUCAGGGGUCUGCAUGGCCGCGCACGAGAGCAGCUACAACACCCAGGCCACCAACUACAACAGCUGGGACGGCAGCACCGACUUCAGCAUCUUCCAGAUCAACAGCCGCUACUGGUGCCAGAACGGGGACGAGUACAGCUCCAACAUCUGCCAAAUUCCCUGCAGCGACUUGAUGAGCAACAACCUCUCAGCGGAUGUUGAAUGCGCCAAGAUCAUUGCCCAGGACUCCAACGGCAUGAGCGCCUGGGUGGCCUGGACGUCGUACUGCCAAGGCCAGGAUCUGUGGCAGUACGUAGAAGGAUGCGGCGUGUGAGAGCUGCCCCGGCAUCGGGCUCCGUCCUGCCCCGAGUUCUCCAGGCCCUGUCUUGCCGCCUUCCCCCAGACCUUUCCAAAUGGAAUCACCCCCCGAAUCCAAGACCCAGCAUCCGACUGCUCAGCUUC
Molecule: messenger RNA, 625 nt
Organism: Mauremys mutica (yellowpond turtle)
Lineage: Eukaryota; Metazoa; Chordata; Testudines; Geoemydidae
Product: lysozyme C-like
Exons: 3
Coding region: 198-497 (99 amino acids)
Biological process (GO): defense response to Gram-positive bacterium; defense response to Gram-negative bacterium
Molecular function (GO): lysozyme activity
Source: RefSeq, a predicted model, not a curated record